Ipomoea nil (Japanese morning glory) is the source of this 1041-nucleotide messenger RNA. RefSeq lists its product as uncharacterized. Lineage: Eukaryota; Viridiplantae; Streptophyta; Magnoliopsida; Solanales; Convolvulaceae. The record is from RefSeq and is a predicted model, not a curated record. The transcript has a single exon. Bases 1 to 1041 code for a protein of 346 amino acids.
AUGGCUUGGAACGGUACAACAAUCAGACCGACGGCGACCACGACAGCUCCGGCACCUGCUGCGACGCAUUCCGGUCCAGUACAGGCGAAUUCCGAUGCUGCCGGAGCUAACUUCGAUCCAAACGAUGCUGCUAGCCCUUUCUUCCUUCAUCCAAAUGAGAACCCCUCACUGAUUCUGGUUUCUACGCUGCUGGAUGGCCGGAAUUACCACCCCUGGGCCAGGGCGAUGGAGAUGUCUCUGCUAUCGAAAAACAAAUUAGGGUUUGUUGAUGGCACAAUUCCGAUGCCGAACGUGGGGGAAGUUAAGUAUCCCUAUUGGAGAAGGUGUAACAAUAUGGUGGCUACAUGGAUCAUGCGCUCGGUUUCACCAGAAAUUGCUCAGACGAUUCUUUGGGGAGGAACGACUGAGAGAGUUUGGAACACAUUGAAGGCAAGGUUCAGUGAGGCUGAUGUUUUCAGAAUCUCUGAUCUUCACGCUGAGAUACAUCAGACAAGGCAAGGAGAUCUGAGUGUAAGCACUUACUUUGCCAAAUUAAAGGUUCUUUGGGAUGAACUCCAGGUUAUAAGACCUUUGCCUACCUGCAAAUGUGAGAGGAGAUGCGACUGUGGAUUAUUGCAAACCCUUGAACAGCAGUUAGAGAGUGACAAUCUCUCUGUUUUUCUGCGAGGACUCAAUGACACUUAUGCCUCCGUUCAGUCUCAAAUUAUGAUGACAAAACCUCUUCCUACUGUGGACGAAGCUUUCUUGAUGAUCCAACAACAAGAGAGGAGGUUUAUAAUGCAGGAGGAGGUCUACAAGUGCAAGAAGCAGGCAACAUCUUCUUCACUAAGGGGAAUAAUGGUGGUAAGAAGUUUCAGUCCAACAAUAAUAAGAAACCAGUUUGUUCUCACUGUGGAUACACUGGUCACACUGCAGAAAAGUGCUAUAAGAUACAUGGUUAUCCACCAGGGUGGAAACCUAGAAAUAAGAAUGUUGGAUCUGCUAAUCAGGUGCAAUUCACCUCUAAUGAACAACAAGUCGAUGAAAACACUGGUUCUAUAA